Molecule: messenger RNA, 1585 nt
Organism: Eriocheir sinensis (Chinese mitten crab)
Lineage: Eukaryota; Metazoa; Arthropoda; Malacostraca; Decapoda; Varunidae
Product: peroxidasin-like
Exons: 10
Coding region: 1-807 (268 amino acids)
Biological process (GO): response to oxidative stress
Molecular function (GO): heme binding; peroxidase activity
Source: RefSeq, a predicted model, not a curated record
AUGUCGUUGCCCUGGAAAACACCAAGAAACUACAAAGGGAUUUAUAAGCAUGUGGAUGAUGUGGAUCUCUUCACCGGUGGACUCGCGGAAAAGCCAAACUGUGGAGCGCUGGUCGGGCCCACGUUUGGCUGUUUGAUUGGUCGCCAGUUCCACCACCUGAGGCGAGGCGAUCGUUACUGGUAUGAGGACGACAUCCCGCCCUCCUCAUUCACUAAGGAACAACUUUACGAGCUCUGCAAGACCAGCCUGGGACGUGUGAUCUGCGACAGCAGCGACAAGCUCCAGCACGUCCAGCCCAAGGUCAUGCUGGAGGCUGAUUCCUUCCUGAAUGCCCCAAUGGCCUGCCAGGGGAAGCAUAUCAAGGGUGUGGACCUGAAGAAGUGGAAGACCGCCAGCCCCAACUUCAUCAUUCCCGACAAGAUGCUUCAGGAGAGCAUUGAGAGGGCCAGGCGCGACAUCACCAACAUGAGGGACUCCGAGUGGAACCUCUGGGAAGCACCACACACACCAACUGACCCAGGACCCAGAACGAAGCAACAGACUAACUCCCGACCCAGACUGACCCCAAGCGGACACCCCAGGACGCAACGCCCGACCUGGGGGGGCCAACGCGUGACCCCUGACCUCAUGCAAGCGCUGGUGGGCAGGGGGUCGGAAGCGCAGGGGAGUGAGGACUUGAAGUUGAGUCCGAGGGUUAUGCGGGAGGCCGAGGAGCUUCUGACGGAUUGCUUUAGCGCGGGUGUCAAGGCUUGGGGGAUUAUGAGGCAACACGAACGGCAGCUGUGGCAGAAACGUCAGGCAGCAUAAGGGCACGAAAAACACGCGCAGCUGACCGCCAGCUGAAGGACUACUGAAUCCGGGUCACCAAGCAACGUCCUCGACCUGAUGGAAGUGUUGGCAAACAUUGACGUGAGCGACAUCAUGGAAAUCCCCAGUGUGUUUGAGUGUGACGACCAGACCUGCCUUGCGACCAUACACCACGAUUCCGUACGGCGACAGGAUGGUGCAAUAACCUGAAUUUCCCGUCCUUCGGCAAGUCAUUCCGGGCCAAGAGUCGUCUGUUGAGGCCCUCCUAUGAAGGUGGGCUAUCAAAACCCUGAGCUACGUCAAUCACAGGUCAGCCGCUUCCCUCCCCUCGGCUAAUCUCUACGAACAUGCACAACGAUGUCUCGGCUCCUCAUGUUCGCUACACCUUCAUGGUCAUGCAAUGGGGCAGCUUAUCGACCAUGACAUCAUCUUCACGCCCAUCAACAAAGGUUACCGAGAGCAGAUGAACCAGGUCACUGCAUUUGUGGAUGCCUCACACACCCAUGGCUCAGACAAGUGUGAACAGAGACAGCUGAGAAUGCUAACGGUCACGCUUGCCAAGAUGCUCUGCGAUAACUGUGAUAAUGUGGAGAGUGAGCAGCGGUCCGUCUUUGACCUUCCUGACCCCUUCCUGAACCCUCGUGUGUCCCACCUUGACCUGCCGGGGAUCAACCCGGAGCUGUGGAAGGAGCGCGUGUCAUGUGGGGUCGGCAAGACUGAUAUUGACAUCGGGGCAGCCGAGCGCAUAUCACCCUGUGUCAUGUGCACCUGUACCAAG